Cyclocybe aegerita is the source of this 1326-nucleotide messenger RNA. Lineage: Eukaryota; Fungi; Basidiomycota; Agaricomycetes; Agaricales; Hemipholiotaceae. The record is from the annotation of a GenBank genome assembly.
AUGUCUUUUGAGGUUGCAUCGACCCCUCCAUCCACCGCCGCCCCGGAGUGUCCAGGCUCCAUGGAGUCUUUUUCUGUGCCUCUGAUCCAUCGGCUAUCUCCGGAACUCCUCGACAAGAUCCUGGGUAAUUUGAACGGUUCGAGGGAGGAUCUCGCCGCCUGCACCACGGUCUGCAAGGCAUGGUUGCCCGUGUGUCGGUACCACCUCUUCGCUGAGGUGAAUUAUCGCCCUGACUUCGCUCGCCACAUCAAGACAUCCACAGGAGGGACGCAUACAACCGCUGAUACCAUUUCGUCGUCCAUACGCAGGGUAAAUAUAAAAGGACCUAUUGAAGAGGAAAGUGCCUUGGCUGACUGGAUCUUUCGCCUUCCAAGACUCGCCGAGCUCCGCGUCGCUCAAGUCAAUUGGUCGAUUCCCGCACUUCAACUGACCCCCGAACUUCCGUCCUUACACCGGCUCCUGAAGUUGAUCCUUCGAUAUGUUCAUCUUCCUUCGUUUUCGCUUCUCGCCUCAUUAUUCGAUUUAUUCCCGGCUCUCGAAGAGCUCUCACUAGACAACAUGUCGUGGGAUGCCCUAGGCAGGAUUUCCGGUGAGAAUGCACGCAACGCAGACGCCACACUGCAGCCUUCCUCUCUCAGGAAGUUAUACAUUUCAUACUGCCACAACAGGGUCCUCCUCAACUGGCUUCAAUAUGGAGUCGUCUCGGAUGCUGUCCAGACACCAGAUUCGUGCGCUCACCGCUCAUUCCCCCACUUGGGCGCCUUAUCCCUCCCCGACAUUAUGCCGGAAGAAGAGGAUAUUUUUGGGGAAUUUCUAGCCAGUCUCGGCGAGUCGUUGGAGUAUCUGGACUUUGGAAUCCUGGUCCACGAAUUUGAUCGGCGUCACACCGAUGAUUUCUCCAGGCUCGUGAGCCUUUCACAGAACACCGGUCUCAAGGCUCUCGAAAUCCACCAGAUCACACUCUUUCAAUUUCCUUUUCCUGUCCAGCACUCCGUCUCCAACAGCACCCCAAAUCCCACCCACCUCUCGUCUGACCCAGUCACAUUCAAUACACCAUAUGCCUGGAUUGCUUCCUUGCUAUCUACCCUGCGCUCCUCCUUCGUCGAAAGCCUCACGCUGCAUAUGUGGCUGAGCUCCGAGUCACAGCUCGAUCUCUUAUCCUGGCCGGAUCUCUGCGACGUGGUCGCCCGCAGCACCCUGUGGCGCAUGCGAUUCCGGGUAUCCGGCAUAGGGAGAAAUACGGAGAGCGCAGAAGGAUGGAUCAGGCGGCGGCUGCGAGAUUUAGGCUCAACCGGACUCACUCUGGAAUUCGAGUUCUCUGGAUAG